This is a messenger RNA of Monoraphidium neglectum, 3731 nucleotides long. RefSeq lists its product as hypothetical. The record is from RefSeq and is a predicted model, not a curated record. The annotation marks the transcript as partial. The transcript is spliced from 9 exons. Lineage: Eukaryota; Viridiplantae; Chlorophyta; Chlorophyceae; Sphaeropleales; Selenastraceae.
AUGCACGCCGCGGCUGCGCUGCGCUUGCGGCGCCGCCACGACCGCAUGCCCGCCGGCCGCGGCGCGCCGGGCGCGCCGGCCCCAACCCCUGCUGCCGCCGCCCACCCCUUUGCCGUCGCCGCGGGCGAGCCGGCGCCUGCGCGUGCCGGCCCCCAGCGCGCCGCGCUGGUGACCACUUUCAUGCAACCUCCACCCACGCCGGCACCCACUGCGGCAUCAGCCGGCGACAGCCCCGCGCUCAGCCCCUGCGCGGCGGCGCCCGGUGCGCCGGGCCCCUGCAUUGACCUGGCCGUGCUGCGGGACCUCCUGAGAGACCACAAGCGCGCCUCAGCCGCGGGCGCGGGCGCCGGCGGCAUGGGCCUCGAGCAUGCCGGGCGCGCGGCUGGCGGUCAGGGCGCCCUCUACUCGAGUCAGAUGAGGCACGUUUCGGUCAGCGCCAAGGUGCAUGACCACCCGCCCGACUUUCACGCCUACGCCUCGCGCCUCUCGAGCGAGGUCGCUGCUUCCCUCAGCGCCGCCCUUGCGACGCAGCUGCGCGGGUGCGCCGGUGGAGCGGCGGCGGCAGCGCGCCUGCCGACAGUGGUGCGCGCGGUUGUGGCGGAGGGCUGCGUGCAGCUGGUGGCGUGGGCGGCGGGCGCGCUCGCGCACCUCGCGAUGGGGCCGCCGGUGCCACUCGCGGGCGGCGACACUGCGCCCGCAGCCGCGGACAGCGGCCCCCAGCGCUUGGAGAGAGGCGUGGUCGAAGAGGUCGUCUCUGGCAGCGAGCUGCUGCGCGCCGCCGCCAGCGCGACGCUGCAGGUUGGCGGCACCGUCGCCACGCUGCGUGGCGGCGGCGGCGCAGCCUUCUCGCAGCUGAGCGGGCGGUGUGCCGGCAGCGGCGCCUGCGACAGCGCUGACCGUGGCGACCUGCAGCUUCAGUACGCCUGGCCCUGCUGCCUCCCCGUCGCCGCAGCGCCGUGCUGCGCUGCCGCUGCUGGGGCCGUCCUGGAGGUCCGCCUGGCGCCGGCCGGCGCCGCGGCCGCGGCGGGCGUGCGGGCGCUGCGGGCGCGCGCGCUGCUGGUCGAUGGCGCGGACGUGCUGCUUGAUGCGCGCCUGGUGCUGGACACUGCGCGCCCUGUGGUCAGGAUUGAGCUGCCCCCAAGUCUCUGCCUGCACCAGGGCUCAUAUGAGCUCUGCAUCUUGUCGGACAUCCCCACACAAGGCGGCGACACCGCCUCCACCGCUUCACCCACGCCCCUGCUGCCGCCGGCGGGCUGCGUGUUGGCGUCGUUGCCGCUGCUGGUGCUGCCGGCGGCCGCGGUGCGCGAGCUGUGCGGGCUCCUGGACACCAUGACGCAGGAGGAGGUGGCCAAGAGGGCAGCUGCCGCGGUCUCAGGCACUCCUGUAGCCCAGGACCCCCUUGGAGCGCUUGCGCCCCCAUCACGCGGCAACUUCCUCCGUCGCCUUGGCGCCGCACUUGGCCUUGCGUGCAGCGCGCCGCCCCAGCCCGCGGCGGAAGCGGCGCCGUCGCAGGCGCGCGCGGCGGCGUGGCGCGGGCACUGGCGGCCGCUGUUGGACGAUCUCGGGCUCUUGUUGUCCCUGCCUGCGCGCGGCGCAGCGGGGACAGAGGAGAUGGGAACAGAGGGCGCCGGCGAGCUGGCGCGCGUCACCGCGGUGCUCCUGAAGUAUCUCCUGCAAACCUCCUGCUUCGCCGCCGCCGCCGCGCUGCUGUCUGCCGCCUGUGCCGCCGGCCUGCCCUUCAGCUGGCGCGGCGACCGCCUGGCGCACGGCGAGCAGAUGGGGCCUGGCCCUGCGGAGCUGGCGGGCAUGAUGGACGAGCUGGCGUACGAGAUGGCUCAAGAGGGGAUGGGGCGGCAGACAGAGCGGGCGCAGCAAGAGCAGCACGAGGAGGCCGCUGAGGGGGCCCCCGCAGCCCAGGAGCCAGGCGCUGCCUCGGUCGAGGCUCUCCUGUAUGCCGCACCGCGGCCGCGCAACCAGGCCUCGCGCCGCCCCAGCUUUGGGGGCGGCAGCGGCUGCGGCACGGCGGCGCCUUUUGCUGAGGAGGACGGCGCAUCUGGCAGCGCUGGCGGCGCCGGCGUGGUCUGGCGCGUCCUGCCGCCGCCAUGCGCCCGGCACCGCGGCCUCGGCGCGGAGGGGGCCGGCGACGGCGAGGAGGGCGUGGGUGGCGCAGUUGCAGCCGUGGCGCGCGAGGGGGCUGCCGCGUUCUGCUGCUCCUCAGGCGCCGGCGACGCGGCGCGCCAUUCGGCCCCGCCGGGCCCGCGCCUGCCUGCGAGCGGCGCCGGUGGUAGAAGCGGCAGCACAGAAGACAGCCUCAUCGCGGCUGCGGCGGCAGCGGCCGCUGCCCCUGCGCAGCGCACGUCCGGCGCCGGCGGCUGGCCGGCAGUGAUGGUGUUCCACAGAGAGGGCGGCGGCGCCGGCGGCAUGCUGGCGCCCCGCGUCGCGCGCCAGCUGGCGCUCGCGAGCUUCGGCCGCGGCUUCACGCCGCCCGCGCUGGAGGGCGCGUUCUUGCUGUGGAGCAACGCGCUGCAUGCAGACAUUGACGGCGUAGCCGUCCUGGUGCUGGCGGUGUUGCUGCUCCUUACACUGGCAAAGGGUUCAGCGCCCGACGGCGCCUCAGGCGUCGGUGGCGGGGCCACGCUCCUGCGGCUGCUGCGGGCGGCGGCGCCGGGCGCGGCCGGGCUGCACUGGGCGAUCGCGUUCGCGGUGGCGGCGGCGAUUGCGCACGCGGCGCUGCUGACGUCGCCGCACUUCGUCAGCUGGUACAUCGUCCACCGGGAGGCCUUCUGCCUGUCCCUGGGCGCGCUCUGCCACUGCCUGCUGCUGGCGGGCGCUGCGGCGGCGUGCGAGCGGCCGCUGCCGGAGGGCGCGAGGGGCAUGCUGAAGCUGGUGGUCGUCGCUUUUGGUGCCGAGCUCUUCUUUCUGCAGCUCGCGUCCCUCUCGGCUGUCGCCCUCCUCCUGUCCCCGCCCGGCGCGUGGUUGCAGCUGGCCGGCAUGGUGGCGGCCGCCUGCGGCGCCGCGGCGUGGGUGAUGUUCACAAACAGCCUCAGGUCGAGGGAGUGGUUUCUGCAGCAGUGCGUCCGCCCGGCGGCAAUCAUGGUGCCUGACAGCGGCGGCGACGGCGAUAACGGCCGCGAGUAUAAUGGCGUCGGUUAUGACGGCCGCGGCGACGAUGGAGCGCCAGGCGAGGACGGCUCGCAAAUGGAGCCAUCGCCAGGCCAAGGGGCCGCCAACGGCGCGGCCGGGGACGAGGGGGGCCGCGCCCGCGCCGCGCAGGCGCGGGGGCCGCGCCCGCGUGCGCCGCCGCCGGCGCUCUUCCUGCCGCUGGGGUUUAGGGAGCGCUCCUGCGUGUGCGUCAUAAAAGGCCCAGUCACUGGGCCGCCGGCGGCAGCAGGCGCGCUCGGCGCCGCUGCCGCUACCACCGCAGCCGGCCUGGGCGGCUGCGGGCUGCCUGGCUGCAGCCUGGUGCGCCUGGAGCUGCUCGUGGGCGCCGCGACGAGCGGCGGCCGCGGCUUGUGGGCCAACCCCGGCAUUGCAGCGUUAUGCGCCGCCCUCCGCCACGUGCCGCCCGGCGUUUCCGGCACGCCCACGGGUGUCGACGCGACCGGCGGCGCGGCGGGGCCGGCCGCAGCGGCAGUGGCGGCGCCGCCGGGGUACCAGGAGAUGCAGUGCAUUGCAUUGGUCGGCGGCGGCUACUGCGGCGGCGACUGCGCGGCGGCCCAGCUGCCGCCCUG